Molecule: messenger RNA, 3116 nt
Organism: Cyclopterus lumpus (lumpfish)
Lineage: Eukaryota; Metazoa; Chordata; Actinopteri; Perciformes; Cyclopteridae
Gene: itprip
Product: inositol 1,4,5-trisphosphate receptor interacting protein
Exons: 2
Coding region: 173-1789 (538 amino acids)
Cellular component (GO): membrane
Source: RefSeq, a predicted model, not a curated record
AAAAAGUUUCCCUCGUUCACAUGAGUUUGAUGAGGCUGCGUUCACCGGAGUGCCGUCAGCACUCAGUGUGUUUCACCAUGAACGGAGACCGAGAGCAGCUCAAAGGAUCUGAGCUUCAGCUGCCCGGACGCCUGCGGCGUGCCUAAAAGUGCAUGUUGGAAACCAGUUGAAGAUGCAGGGUGCCAUUGCACGAGUGUGUAUGGUGAUGGCCGCUGCCAUAUUAAACCACCCCUUGCUCUUUCCUCAAGAGAAUGCCACGCUCCCGGAGCAGGACGAGGAGCUGGUGGCUCGUAUGCGGGAGCACGAGGAGCGGCUGAAACUGGAGCGGGCGAGGCUGGAGGAAGAGCUUUCACAGCUUGAGGAAGAGCAGGAAGAAACCAGCUCGGAGGAAGGUUCUAGUUGGUACUUUUGGAGCGCUGUGUCUUUCGUUCUAUUCUUCGCUAUCGAGGUGUGCCGGUCGCAGGGUGGUGCAGACGCAGCAAUUCGGCCAGCGGAGGAUGAAGACGUGUUUUCUGAGAGCGGAUCCACCACCGCCAGGACGGUGGUGCUGGAUAAGGAUAUCCUGAGCAACUUCUGCGACAACUGCGCCUACACUUCAGCGCAUGAAAACUGGAGGGUGAGGGGGUUUGUCGAGGGUUUUGCGGAUGACCUGCUGGAAUCGCUCAGGAGCGUGUGCGACAGGCAGGCAGACAUGGAAGUCGGCGACUUUAUCGGGAUCGGAAGCAUGUUCGAGUCGUGGAAGGUGUGCAAGCCACUGAUGUGCGACCUUAUCGUGCCUUUCUCGCCUCCGGAGCCGUACUCCUUCCAGUUCCACCUGUGGUGCAGCCCUUCCAGUGACAUGCCUCCUGACAUGCAGGGUUGCGGCAGGAUAAAGGUGACCAAGUUCGGGGAGAAUGAGGAGGGCUGUCUCUGUGGCUCUGCCGACCUGGGAGAGGACAUGCUUUGUCUGUUGCACAGCAAGGACGACCCACUCAAAGUGGGCCGCAGUCCCGAUGAGCUGCUGUGCUCCAGGAACACACGUUUCUUAGCCAAAGAUCAAGUCAUGAAGUGGUUUCAGAUCUCGGUGACCAAAGCGUGGGGACGCAUCUCUUACAAAUACGACUUUGAGCUCAAUUUUCGCAACCUGGAUGCCGCCGGUGCUCUGAAGAUCAGAUUCCGUUCGGGCAAAGUGGUCGUAAUGAACAUCAUACCGGUGGUUCAGCUGGAGGAUACGGAUGCUUAUUUUGUCUCGCACUUCCCGUCAGAUUGUGACGGCACUCCUGACCCAUGCUGGCCCCUCUCUUUCGCUGUCUACGAGAGGAAUUUGCUGAAACAUUUCUCCAAACGCCUGCCACAAAACUCCUGUCAUUUGCACUGCCUUCAGAUUGUUACUUUCCUCCACAGAAAGCAGACAGAGCUCACAGGAAAAAGUGCCCUCACUAACUACCAUGUGAAGACUGCUCUGUUGCACUUGUUGCUGACCGAAGGGGCCUCUGCGUGGAGCAUUGAGAGCACGGAGCCCAGGCUUCGGGAUGUGCUCAGCUUCUUGCAGAGGAGCCUACACGAGAAGAGACUUCAUCACGUUCUGAUGGGGAACAGUAAAGUGCCAGAGGAGAUCCAGGUUCCUGAGAUGAUUCGCAAGGCACAGCCCGUCAAUCUGUUCCGGUCGCUGGUGUUGCAGAGGGAGCUUUAUGCAGCAACUGUUGGGCAUUUCCACGAGAUGUUGAGAAAUGCACCUGUGCUCUUACAAGAGUACACGCCGCACUUAUCCAACGGCGCUCUGCACCACAGGCCGGAUGCCAGCUUGUGAGCUUUGGCCAUAUUUCUUAUGACUAAAGCGCUGGCAGAUCUUUAAAUAUCGUUCAGUGUUACAAUUAGUUGCACGUGAUGCACAAUUACUCAAAUGAAGAAGGUGCACCAUUAUUUUAGUUACAGCUGAUAUCUUGACAUGAAGUUUUUUUUUUUUAUGCUGCUGCUUUCUUCACACUUGACAAGGAGCCCCUCAGUGUGACUGAGGGACUCCAAACAAUACAUACAUUCAACAGUGGGUUCUGUUUGUAAAAUAUAGUCCCACAAGAUUUGAUGGGUAUAUUUAAGUGAUUAUUAAUUAAAUCUGUAGGACCGUUACUGGUCAUAUUGCUUCUUUUAUCGGGUAACCUGCUGGAGAGAUUUUCCAGUAGAUCUGUCUGCCUUUAAGAGAAGCAGGAAGAUUUUAGAAAUGCUUUUGACCUUUUCAAAGAAAACACUAUGCACUUUUGUCAGUUGGAAAAGCAUUUUAACAAAUACCUAUAACAGUGCUUUUGUUUUCAUAUACUGUUGCAGAUCUGAUGGGCAGCUAAUAAUUAUGUUUUGCCAGUUAUGUUUGCUGUGUGUUCUUCAGUUUAUUACAUUAGACUACCCUGUGUGUGUGUGUGUGUGUGUGGGGAGGAGGGGGUCUAAUGUGGUUAUUGUUUAUAACCAACAGAAAGUUCAGGCCAUAGUCAUUACAUCCAGUUUUUAUUAAAGAUUGAUCAUUGAAAACACAUUGAGUCAGAUUUACUACCUAAUUUCCAUUAUUGUUUGUAUUAUUCCCCUCAAUCACAAAAUAAAUGGCCAGUAAAAAUGUUUCCCCCCCUUCAAUGUCAACUCAUCAUAGUUAAUAUAUUUUCCUAGUUCAUCAAAGUUAGAAAAACAGACAUAACCCCAGAGUAACAUAAUCAAAAGAUGGAUAUGAAUAAUAAAUGGUACAGUUUAAGGUUUUGAGCCCCUUUUUUCCCUACAGGCCAUAGUCGAAGUUGGGUUUCCCCUCUGCGUAAGUCUUUCCGAAGGCCUUGUGGGUGUCCACACUGUGCAUUGUGGCUUUGACAGCCACGUCCUCUAACAUUAGCUCCGCCCACUUCUUCAGAUCAGGUGUGCUGUCAAGACAGCUGAAAAGACAACGGGAAUCAAAUAAUUUGCCUAAUUACAACACAUGAACAUAAAGCGGCCUCAUGAAAUGUGACCCAUCGGACGUCAUGACGGAAGAAGACUGGUUUGCUCGGUUCUGAUGAGAUUCUGCUCUUCUCGCACGUCUUUUGUAUUGUACCUCAUUUCUACUGUUUACUCUCUAUGGUGACCUUGAGUGAAACGCUUCCAUAAAUAAAUUGUAUUCAUUUACA